UGAGACAUCACAAGCAAUUCAACAGCAAACUACAGCUUGUAGAAUGACUCGCAAAUUUACAAAUAAACAAUACAGAAGUAACAGUCGUGCGAGAAAGUCGCUGUUUUUAAAUUUUCUAAAACGCGGUCAAAAAAAAAACACACACACAAAAAAUAGUGUAAAUUAAAAUACAAUACAUGCACACACACACACUCAAAAAACUACUCUCACAGAACAAUAAUAGUUUAAAGUAAUAACGAAUUGUAAUGUGUUAAUAAAAACAAGUGAACAAGCGCUGAUUAAUUAAGAAAAAAAAUAAGAAAACAAAAAUUUAAUUAAAAUGAUACUACAGGCAUCCCUAAUUGGGGGCUGGGAGAAACUCGAGCUUUGGGAUCAUACCCAUUUGGCUUUACUGGGUUUACUUAUGCUGGUUUGCAUCCUAGAAGUAAUUCUAUUAAAAAUGACUACAUCAGCGGGUUUGUUUACACGUCCACAUCAUUAUGAUCCGGAUUAUGAUGAUUCGGGUGAAUAUGAGGAAGAUAUUUACUAUGAAGAAUUGUCCAACAAUUAUGAUCAAUGGGCCAGGCGACAAAUGCGUUAUCGUCAGCAGCAGCAACAACAUCUACAAGAGGAACAGGAAAGACAAAACAUGUUACAACAACAAAAUCAAUAUAAUUAUUACGAUUAUCCCAGUGAUCAGAAUAACUAUUUUUUAAAUAAUUAUCAUACAAACUCUACGGAAGUAUUUCGUUUUGUCUACUAAAACGAAAACUACAAUUAGUUAGAAUAAUUUUAGUAAAUUAACACUAUACAGUAGUUGUGUACAAUUUAAAUUAAUUGUACAGUGUGUGAUACAUAUGCUGUAGAGCAAAAAACACACAUUUUUAGUAUUAAAACCACUCAGUGGGAAUAUUAAGCCACUAAAUCAAUUUGUAUUGAAAUUUAUCUAGUUGCAAGUGAUUUCAAUAUUCUCUAGACUUAUAUUACAUGCAUUCAUUACAUUUAUUAACGGUUAUUUAUUGUUUGAAUUCGCUUUGCGAAUAUUUGCAUAAUAGUUUUCAUUUUUUAAACGUUUUUAUUUUGUUAUUUAUUAAUAUGCAAAAUGCGUUUGUAUCAAAAAGUAAACUUGUUACAAAAUGCCAAUUGUCAUAUUAUAGCAAAACAAAAAAAAAAAACUGUAAUUAUUAUUUCCAUUUAAGCUAAAAACACAAAUGAAAGUGGUAAUUUAUCUUU
Messenger RNA from Lucilia cuprina (Australian sheep blowfly), 1212 nucleotides. Its product is annotated as vacuolar protein-sorting-associated protein 36. The record is from RefSeq and is a predicted model, not a curated record. The coding region runs from base 320 to 742 and encodes 140 amino acids. The transcript has a single exon. Lineage: Eukaryota; Metazoa; Arthropoda; Insecta; Diptera; Calliphoridae.